Messenger RNA from Xyrauchen texanus (razorback sucker), 3279 nucleotides. RefSeq names its product acylglycerol kinase, mitochondrial-like. Gene Ontology annotation, cellular component: mitochondrion; TIM22 mitochondrial import inner membrane insertion complex. Gene Ontology annotation, biological process: ceramide biosynthetic process; protein insertion into mitochondrial inner membrane. The record is from RefSeq and is a predicted model, not a curated record. Bases 146 to 1411 code for a protein of 421 amino acids. Gene Ontology annotation, molecular function: acylglycerol kinase activity; ceramide kinase activity; ATP-dependent diacylglycerol kinase activity. Lineage: Eukaryota; Metazoa; Chordata; Actinopteri; Cypriniformes; Catostomidae. The transcript has 15 exons.
GGAGGACUGAAUAUUUGUUGCGCUGGUCAUGAACGGUGAAAUGUCAACGAUGAAGAUUAUCAUGCUGUCCUGAUUGAGAUUUAUUUUAAACGUGGGCAAUAUUUUACCUUCAGUGGGAUAUCCAAAAAACAGUGUUUAUAGAAUAAUGGCUCGGGUGGUGAAAGUGAUACGGACUCUACGUAAUCACUGGAAAAAGUCCACAUUUGCUGCGUGUGUGCUGUCAUAUGGGGGACACUGGCUGUAUGGAAAGCACUGUGACAAUGUGCUGCGACGAGAAGCGUGUAAAGAGGCCAGGGAAUUCGGUCAACAAUUAAUUUUACCUCAGGAGCAGCUGAAGAAAGCCACAGUCAUUCUGAAUCCUGCUGCAUGUAAAGGAAAAGCCAGUAAUUUGUUUGAGAAGAAUGCAGCUCCAAUUUUACACUUGGCUGGUGUGGAGGUUAAAAUUGUAAAGACGGAUUAUGAAGGCCAGGCAAAAAAGCUCAUGGAAUUGAUGGAGCAAACAGAUAUGCUGAUUAUUGCUGGUGGUGAUGGGACGCUGCAGGAAGUUAUAACUGGCCUACUGCGCAGAACUGAUGAGGAGACCUUCAGUAAAAUACCAAUCGGUUUCAUUCCUCUGGGUUCCAAGAACUCUCUGAGUCAGAGUCUGCAUCUAGUUUCUGACAACAAGGCACAGCACAUUACGUCAGCAACCCUGUCAAUUCUGAAAGGAGAAACAGUUUCAUUAGAUGUUCUUCAGAUAAAAGGAGAAAAGGAGCCAGUGUUUGCCCUGUUAGGCUUACGUUGGGGUGCUUUUAGAGAUGUCGCCUCUUCUAUAAGCAAAUAUUGGUACCUUGGCCCCUUGAAAACAAGAGCAGCACAUUGGUUUAGUACCCUUAAGGAAUGGCCACAGAUUCACCAGGCCUCCCUCUCUUAUUUGGCUCCUGUACCCCGACCACCUGACCUGCUCAUUGAGAAGCCGCCCCGGCCAAACCUUCUCUUCCGCAUCUACCGCAGACUUCAGAACUACUGGAACCCUCCUAUUGAAGUGCCACUGAAAGAGCCAGAGCCAGAGCAAUGGGAGAACAAAGACAUUUCCACAGUGGAACUCUCAGUUAUCACACACAAUAACAACCCUGUUAAGAGGCGUGUAGAUGAUUCGAUGCUGAUAACUCUGGAGCCAGACUCCUUCACUGUUGGACAGUUUAUCACUGAGGGGACCAAGAAAGCAGUGGAUCCAGUGCAGUCUAAAGAAAAUGCUUUGCAUAUAGAAGCCAGUGCUGCUUGUCUUAAUCUGCCCAAGGAGGGUGCUGGCUAUUAUGACAUCGACAAUGAGGAAUAUGAGGCAAUGUCUGUGGAAGUGAGACUGUUGCCACGGAAACUAAGGUUCUUUUGCAGUCCACAGCGCAAAGAACAGCUUGCACAGGCUCACUGAGGACAGUGACGCGUUGUUGUCGGUUAUGUAAAAGUGUGAAGAACUGCUGUCCAUUGAGACACUCUCCACGUCCUUAUACUAUGAGAGAAACUGAACAUACCAGUUACUACACACAGUGGAGUCAAAUGAACUUGUACAGGGUUAACAAAGAAACUGCUACAGCAUGUCAUCACACUCUGAUGGAGAAACAGUUUGUGUUCUAUAGAUAUUAAGUCUUUGUAAGGGUUCUUUAUGAAGUCAAGUAGGUUUGUGUGUGUGUGUGUGUGUUUUUGUUUGUUUGCAUUUGGUGUCAUCUGUCAAAAGCAGUAAAUUUAAAUGGUUAAUAAGAUAUUGGAGAGUUCUCUGGAAAAGGUUUAUGAGAGAAUGAUGCUGUGGCAGAUCUCUGCCUCCCCUACCAAUUGGGGGCGGGUGGACAGUUCACUCAGAUACAACAUACAAAGUGCUAUCUAGCCCAAAUCUCUCUCUCUCUCCCUAACUGGCAUCUCCCGGCUGAUUGGGGUAACUCCGCACCAGUCGUCCAUCCUUAUGGCCCGGCCAUGUCCUCCUCGUCACAUGUGCCUUCAAGUUUUUCUAUUACAAAAUGGAUGAGGAGGUUAUACCAUAGGCACAAAGUCUAGACUGAUUUACAUUGAUAAACUGUAAAGGUUAUAUUCAAAUAUCUUUUAUCAUAAUAUGAAGAGUGCAAUGAAUGCACUAGAACCUGCUUUUAAAAACUGAAAACAUUCAACUAUGCUGUAAAUGCCUGCCCAGAUAAGGACCAAUAAUUAAUGUCAAUAUAAUUCUCUAAUUAUUGUUCUUAUUAGUAAAGCAUAGCUUUAUAUGUACUUGUUAAUGCUCUUUCUCCUAUAUUGUCAAUUAAUGCAAUGGUUGUAAACAGUCACAAAUCAACAUUGCACAAAGCAUGUGGUAUAAAAGAAGGAACCAUUUAUUUCAUAAUGGCAGUGAAUAAGAAUCACUGGCUUUAAAACAACAGACACAUGCUGAAGUUUCUAUUACUGUAUAGGUAGUGUGUAAGAAAGACAGACACAUUUAUACUAGUGCUUGGUGAUAGCGGUAGAGUAAAUCUCAACAUUCAUUUAGCCUGUUUUUGUGACAAAGAAUUGGUGUAGCACCAAAAUAACUCACAAAAUUUAAUUUAUCAUACACAACACCAGACAAUUAAACCUGUACAAUUACAGUAUGUUACAUGGCUGUUAAAUAUAUAGUCUCCAUUUAUUUACAAUGGGAGGACAAUAAACUGAUCUUUAUCCAAAAGAAAAAAAAAGAUUGAAUUACAGAGGAAAGUUUCUUUCAAUUUCUAAACUAAAUGUAAACAAACCAAAAAAAAAUCCACAUUUAACCAUUAUAUCCUUAUAAUCAACUGGGCAAGAUGCAACUCAGUAUCAUUUACUGUAAUUUAUUGAGCUCCAUCAAACUGAGCGCCUGCACUCAUUGCCAAGAUUUUUGUACUUUUUGUGUGCUUACUCUCAAUAUGGUUGAUGUUGUCAGCAGGUUUAAAAAUGUAUCUGUAAUUUAAAUUUAAUCAACAUUGACAGUGGAUGGAAAUGGAAAGGAUUAUGCAAAUAAUUAUAUAAAAUGUUCACCUAGGUUAAUAGUUUUAUGAAUCACUUGAACAGACUGUUGUCUAGUUUGGGUCUUUACAGGACAUAGCUCCAGAAACAAACAUUCAAACCCACAAUCAACAUUUUGAGGUCAAUCUGCUGCUGUUGUGCAGCAGUGAUCAACCCCGAUACAUUUAAAUAACAAACCCAGGUAUAUACAUAUUCACUUAAUCAAGUAUUAGAGCAUUUACUGAUGAUGACAAAGACAGAAAUAUAAUCACAUUCAUGUCUUCAGAGCAAAUUAAAUGACCAACAAAGCUGAACAUA